AUGCAAUCGCGAUUAAUAAAGAUAACUCAAUUUUUUUAGCAGGGUGUGGCAUGUAAAUUAAAGUAUUUGAUCUCAAAUAAGGAAAAUUAAAUGAAUUAUAGCUCUUAAGUUAUCAUUAACAAGAUGGUUUAACAUUAAAACUUUAUGAAGAAAUCAAAUAAUUUUGUAUCUGGAAGUACAGAUAAGUCAAUUAUAAUAUGGUACAUGAAUCAGAAUAAUUAAUGGAAAUGCUAACAAAAAUUGGAUGGACAUUCUGAUGCUAUUGGUGUUUAUUAUUGA
This is a messenger RNA of Paramecium pentaurelia, 279 nucleotides long. Lineage: Eukaryota; Ciliophora; Oligohymenophorea; Peniculida; Parameciidae. The record is from the annotation of a GenBank genome assembly.